GGCAGAGGGGACGGACCUCCCGGGAGCGGAGAUGGCGGCGCCCGCGGAGUGUCCCCACGUCGGAGCUGAACCCCAGUGUCCCCCUGGUGGAGCUGAACCCCAGUGUCCCCACGGCGGAGGAGACCCCCAGUGUCCCCACGGUGGAGCUGAACCCCAGUGUCCCCACGGCGGAGGAGACCCCCAGUGUCCCCACGGCGGAGCUGAACCCCAGUGUCCCCACAGCGGAGGAGACCCCCAGUGUCCCCACGGCGGAGCUGAACCCCAGUGUCCCCACAGCGGAGGAGACCCCCAGUGUCCACACGGCGGAGCUGAACCCCAGUGUCCCCACGGUGGAGCUGCUGCUUGUCCCCACGGCGGAGGAGACCCCCAGCACCCCCCUGGCGGAGCUGCGCGGUGUCCCCACGGCGGAGCUGCGCGGUGUCCCCACGGCGGAGGAGUGCCCCAGCGUCCCCACGGCGGAGCUGCGCGGUGUCCCCGCGGCGGAGCGGGCCCCCGGCGGAGGAAGGGGCAGCGUCCCUUUGACUUUAGCCAGCACGGGCGGCGGCGGGUGGCCCUGAGGCUGGCCUACCUGGGCUGGGGUUACCAGGGCUUCGCCAGCCAGGAGAACACACCCAACACGGUGGAGGAGAGGCUGUUCGAGGCCUUGCUCAAGACCCGGCUGGUGGAGAGCCGUCAGAACGCCAACUACCACCGCAGCGGGCGCACCGACAAGGGGGUCAGCGCCUUCGGGCAGGUGAUCUCCCUGGACGUGCGGUCGAACCAGCGAGGGGAGGCUGGCGCUGAGGGGCCGGAGGGGCUGGCCGGGGAGCUGCGGUACACCCACAUGCUGAACCGGGUGCUGCCCGCGGACAUCCGGGCGCUGGCCUGGGCGCCCGCUGGCCGGGACUUCAGCGCCCGCUUCAGCUGCCUGCACCGCACCUACCACUACUACUUCCCGGCGUCGGGGCUGGCGCUAGGACGCAUGGACGGCGCCGCCCGGCGCUUUGAGGGCACCCACGACUUCCGGAACCUCUGUAAGAUGGACGUGGCUAACAGAGUGACCAACUUCCGCCGCACUGUGCUCAGGGCCCGGGUGGAGGCUGUGCCCGAGGCCGGGCCGGAACCUUCCGGCAACGGGCCUGCGGCCUACCGCAUGUGUCGCUUCGAGGUGCGGGGCCUGGCCUUCCUGUACCACCAGGUGCGGUGCAUGGCCGCCGUCCUGCUGCUGAUUGGCCAGGGCCUGGAGGAACCGGAGGUCAUUGACCAGCUCCUGGACGUGGACAGGAACCCCCGCAAGCCCCAGUACAGUAUGGCUGUGGAUUACCCCUUGGUCCUGUACGACUGCGCCUACGAAAACCUGGAGUGGAUCGUCGACCCAGACGCUCGGAGUUUCACCGUGAGCCAGCUCCACUCCAUGUGGACUCAGCACGCCAUCAAAACCCGGAUCCUGUACUCCAUGCUCCAGGGACUGGGACAGGCACCAAGUGAGGAGGAACGAGGAUCGGGGACGGACCCCCUGCGGGAACGGGAGCGGGACCGGGACCCACCCCCGGACGCAACGCCGCGCCUGGCGGACCGGCUGAUGGAGGGGGUGAGGCCGCGGCGCUACAAGAGGCUGAUGGAGCGGGAGCUCUGCGAGGGGCUGGAGUCGCGCAUCCUCCACUACGCCAAGAGGGGGCGCAUCGAGCUGCCGGCGUCCAUGAGGGUCGGCGGCCAGGAGGGGGGCCGCCCGAAGGAGGUGGAGGAAGACGACGACGCAGCUCCGGCCCUCCCUCACCCUCCGAGGUGACGGGGGGAAGAGGAGGAGGAGUGCAGGGGACCUGUGGCAGGUCCGCUCAGUGGGUCCGAUGGGGGUCAGACAUGUCCCGGUGUAAUCCUGUGGAGGGGUGGGACGGAGCUCGAUUUGGUCCCCCCCCCCCCGAACUUGGUCAAUAAAAGACAUUUUCUUUUUGUAA
This is a messenger RNA of Hemiscyllium ocellatum (epaulette shark), 1934 nucleotides long. It is a transcript of the gene pus3, whose product is annotated as pseudouridylate synthase 3. The transcript is spliced from 4 exons. Gene Ontology annotation, biological process: tRNA pseudouridine synthesis; mRNA pseudouridine synthesis. The record is from RefSeq and is a predicted model, not a curated record. NCBI's taxonomy places the organism in Eukaryota, Metazoa, Chordata, Chondrichthyes, Orectolobiformes, Hemiscylliidae. Gene Ontology annotation, cellular component: cytoplasm; nucleus. Gene Ontology annotation, molecular function: pseudouridine synthase activity; RNA binding. The coding region runs from base 32 to 1768 and encodes 578 amino acids.